This is a messenger RNA of Tigriopus californicus, 2002 nucleotides long. It is a transcript of the gene Tango4, whose product is annotated as pleiotropic regulator 1-like. The transcript is spliced from 2 exons. Lineage: Eukaryota; Metazoa; Arthropoda; Copepoda; Harpacticoida; Harpacticidae. Gene Ontology annotation, molecular function: protein binding. Gene Ontology annotation, biological process: mRNA splicing, via spliceosome. The coding region runs from base 526 to 1911 and encodes 461 amino acids. The record is from RefSeq and is a predicted model, not a curated record. Gene Ontology annotation, cellular component: catalytic step 2 spliceosome; precatalytic spliceosome; Prp19 complex.
UUGAGCGAGUGGCACUGUGGACGGUGCGGUUUCAUGAAGUGGUAUGGUCCGGAUAGAUUCGCUUCCGAUCUAGGUAUUCUCUACUGAUUUUUCCCUCACAUCGACCUGAGCCCCAGCCGACUCAUGAACUCGGCGGCCCUGCCUCCAUUUUCGCGUCCCGCCUCCCUUGAUCUGAAUGAGUGCCUCCUAUCCAUCGGGUGGUGAUUCCAGCACUGGGCCUCCCAUCCAGACGUUGGGCCAAUUGGUCUUGGAUCCCGAGGGCGUGGUGUGGCAAUCCAGUGGCGAUCUUGAGAACGACGAGCACAGCGCCCGCACUUUGGCCCGUCUGGUGGGCAGCCUACCGUCCCGCGGGACCACCCAACGGCUGAGCUUGCACUACACGGAUCACUCGUACGUGGUGACGCUCUACCGCUCGCAAAUCCACGUCCGAAAAGUGUCCCGUCAAGCCAACGCCAUUGAUCAAGGCCUGGAUUGAUUGAUUGCCCGGGUUGUCCAUCUCAUCCGGGUGUUUCCUACCGUGGAUGAAUGAUGAGCGUCAUGUCGGAAGAUGUGGUCAAGCACUCUGUGCACACUUUGGUGUUUCGCUCGCUCAAACGCACCCACGACAUGUUUCUGUCCGAUCAGGGCGCCUUACCGCCCAUGGAUCCCGCCGCCGAGCGCCUCUGGCACCAGACCAAGGCCAAGGACAUUUACGGACCCAUUUUGGCCCAGGUCCAACGCCACCAGACCCGGGGUCAGUUUGGACGCAAUGCGGCCUGGUCCUUGACGGACCAGUCGCAGGCCACCGCGACCGGCUCGACCGUGGCCGUUUAUGCCGGGUCCGGGCCGUCCGGGGGCGGUCGGGCGGAGACAGGGCCCGUGACCGACGGAGUCAAAGGCGCGGGCCCGUCGGCGGUGUCGGUCCGGAAACCCAUGGCCUUACCCAAGCCCCAUUGGCACGCCCCGUGGAAGUUGUACCGAGUCAUUUCCGGCCACACGGGUUGGGUGCGUUGCGCCGCCGUGGAACCCGGCAAUGAGUGGUUCUGCACCGGGGCGGCCGACCGCAUGAUCAAGAUCUGGGAUCUGGCCUCCGGGAAGUUGAAGCUCUCGCUCACGGGACACGUGUCGACUGUCAGGGGCGUGGCUGUGUCGCCCCGUCACCCGUAUCUGUUCUCGUGUGGCGAGGAUCGUCAGGUCAAGUGCUGGGAUCUGGAAUAUAAUAAGGUCAUCCGCCACUAUCACGGGCAUUUGUCGGCCGUGUACGACUUGGCCUUGCAUCCCACCAUUGAUGUGCUCGUCACUUCCGGGCGGGAUUCCACGGCUCGUGUUUGGGAUAUGCGCACCAAGGUCAAUAUCCACACGCUCGCCGGUCACACCUCGACCGUGAGUACGGUUCGAUGUCAGGCCACCCAACCCCAGAUUAUCACGGGCAGCAACGAUUCCACCAUCCGCUUGUGGGACUUAGCAGCGGGCAAGUCCAUGUGCACACUCACCAAUCACAAGAAGUCGGUGCGGUCCAUCGCCCUCCAUCCCAAUUUGUACAUGUUUGCCUCGGCCUCGCCGGAUAAUAUUAAACAGUGGAAGUGUCCCGAGGGCAAGUUCAUCCAGAACUUGACGGGGCACAAUUCGAUCAUCAAUUGCAUGGCCGUCAAUUCGGACGGCGUGUUGGUCUCGGGGGCCGAUAAUGGGACGAUGCAUUUCUGGGACUGGAAGACGGGUUACAACUUCCAGCGAUGCCAAGCGCCCGUCCAACCCGGGUCUUUGGAUUCCGAGGCCGGCGUGUUUGCCAUGACCUUCGACCAAUCGGGCUCGAGGUUGAUCACCUGCGAGGCCGACAAGACUAUCAAGAUUUAUAAGGAAGACGAUUCCGCCACCGAGGAAAGCCAUCCGGUCAACUGGAAGCCCAACAUACUCAAACGAGCGCGAUAUUAGAUGUAGCGAAAAAAAUGUGUGCCAUCUACGUUUUACUUGUUUAUUUGCACAUUUGUAUCUUUCGAGAAAAUACACGCCUGGGUUAUUCUGA